GCCUCAGGCAGCCGCCGCGGUCCUGUUGCGCUGUCGCCGCCGCCGCCGCCGCCCGGGUCCCUCCCGCCGCGCCUGUCGUGGGGGGCUGCCUCCCGGCUCCGGGCGUAGACACCAUGUACGGAUUUGUGAAUCACGCGCUGGAGCUGCUGGUGAUCCGCAAUUACGGCCCGGAGGUGUGGGAAGACGUCAAAAAAGAGGCACAGUUAGAUGAAGAAGGACAGUUUCUUGUCAGAAUAAUAUAUGAUGAUUCUAAAACGUAUGAUUUGGUUGCUGCUGCAAGCAAAGUCCUCAAUCUCAAUGCUGGAGAAAUCCUUCAGAUGUUUGGGAAGAUGUUUUUUGUCUUUUGUCAAGAAUCUGGCUAUGAUACAAUCCUGCGUGUGCUGGGAUCCAAUGUCAGAGAAUUUCUACAGAACCUGGAUGCUCUGCAUGACCACCUGGCCACCAUAUACCCGGGCAUGCGGGCGCCUUCCUUCAGAUGCACAGAUGCAGAAAAGGGCAAAGGACUCAUUCUGCACUAUUACUCAGAGAGAGAAGGGCUGCAGGACAUUGUCAUCGGUAUCAUCAAGACGGUAGCUCAGCAAAUCCAUGGCACUGAGAUCGACAUGAAGGUUAUUCAGCAAAGAAAUGAAGAGUGUGAUCACACUCAAUUUUUAAUUGAAGAAAAAGAAUCCAAAGAAGAGGAUUUUUAUGAAGAUCUUGACAGGUUUGAAGAAAAUGGCACCGAGGAGUCACGUAUCAGCCCAUACACUUUUUGCAAAGCUUUUCCUUUUCACAUAAUAUUUGACCGGGACCUCGUGGUCACUCAGUGCGGCAAUGCCAUAUACAGGGUGCUGCCCCAGCUUCAGCCUGGAAAUUGCAGCCUUUUGUCUGUCUUCUCUCUGGUUCGUCCUCACAUUGAUAUCAGUUUCCAUGGGAUCCUUUCACAUAUCAAUACAGUUUUUGUAUUGAGAAGCAAGGAAGGAUUGUUGGAUGUUGAGAAGUUAGAAUCUGAGGAUGAACUGACUGGGACUGAGAUCAGCUGCUUACGUCUCAAGGGUCAAAUGAUCUACUUACCUGAAGCAGACAGCAUCCUUUUUCUGUGUUCACCAAGUGUGAUGAACCUGGAUGAUUUGACAAGGAGAGGUCUCUAUCUCAGUGACAUCCCUCUCCAUGAUGCCACACGUGAUCUUGUUCUUUUGGGUGAACAAUUCAGAGAGGAAUACAAACUCACCCAAGAACUGGAGAUCCUUACGGACAGGCUGCAGCUCACGUUAAGAGCCCUGGAAGAUGAAAAGAAAAAGACAGACACACUGCUCUAUUCCGUGCUUCCUCCCUCCGUGGCCAACGAGCUGAGGCACAAGCGCCCAGUGCCUGCCAAAAGGUACGACAACGUCACCAUCCUCUUCAGCGGCAUUGUGGGCUUCAACGCCUUCUGCAGCAAGCACGCCUCCGGGGAAGGGGCCAUGAAGAUCGUGAACCUUCUCAACGACCUCUACACUAGAUUCGAUACACUCACGGAUUCCCGGAAAAACCCCUUUGUUUAUAAGGUGGAGACUGUCGGUGAUAAGUAUAUGACGGUGAGUGGCCUUCCCGAGCCCUGCAUCCACCAUGCCCGGUCCAUUUGCCGCCUGGCCUUGGACAUGAUGGAAAUUGCUGGGCAGGUUCAAGUGGACGGCGAGCCUGUUCAGAUAACCAUAGGAAUCCACACUGGUGAGGUAGUUACAGGGGUCAUUGGGCAGAGGAUGCCUCGAUACUGUCUUUUUGGAAAUACUGUCAACCUCACAAGCAGAACAGAAACCACUGGAGAAAAGGGGAAAAUAAACGUGUCUGAAUAUACAUACAGGUGCCUGAUGACACCAGAAAAUUCAGAUCCUCAAUUCCAUCUGGAGCACAGAGGCCCAGUGUCCAUGAAGGGCAAAAAGGAACCGAUGCAAGUUUGGUUUCUUUCCAGAAAAAAUACAGGAACAGAGGAAACAAAGCAGGACGAGGACUGAAUCUAGGUGGUGAGGCGAAGAGGCCUACAGUUUGCUUCCAGCUACCCAGUCGCCCAGGCCAAGCCAAGGACAGUUACUCCCUGCGGACUCGAAUCUUGCCUUGCCCUUUCCAGUUUCUCUAGCCUUUCUUUGGGUAUAUCUCUCACUCCUCAUUAUUCAGCUCUAGCUCUGCUUUUGAUUAUUUUCAAAGUUUAAUAUGUGAUCUGAAGUUUGGCUUUAGAUGUGGAUGAUGUGAACUUCACGUGUCGUAAAAGCUGUUACAAGUUCUACCCACAUGGUAACUUGCAAGCAGCAGGCACCCAUAACUAUCUGUCGAAUUUAAUGACAUGAAGCUGAACAGUAUUUGGCUGUGUAUACAUAGAUCAUGGUUAACCAAGCCUCAUUUUGUGCUCCAUCUAUAUGUAUAUUUUAAUGACUAUAACUCGUAACAAAGUUUAUAUCGUGUUGCUGUAUAUCAUUGUAGAAAUCAUUUUCUAAAGGAGGAAAUUCUAAGUUUUAGGAAAAAGAAUGUAAUUUAUUUUCAGACUUCCAAAAUAAGACUUAAUAUACCAUGCUAAGAAAAUAGUGACUAUUUUGAAGUAUACUAAUUUCCCUUCAGAAAUACAGAAAGCAUUUCUGUUAUUAAGCUAUUUGGUUGCUCAUUCAAAUCAUAUGGCGAUUGUAAUUGCUUAGCAAUGCUAUGACUUGUAUUUUAGCCUUUGUAUUAAAUUUCAUUAGCCACAUGCGGUGGUCAUGGGAAGCUGCCCUGUUUCACAUUGAGCUGCUUUCAUAGCUGCGGAUACCUGAAGGUGCAUCUCACCAGAUCUGAAGGAGCCCUCCGGGCACCUCUUAAUCAGAGCCGUUCCAGUCUUUUAUUCCCAGAAAUGAGCUUCUCUUGCUUUAGCUCAAAAAGUUGUGACUAUAUUCUAGGUGUCAUGUUCAGAAGGGUUAAUUUGGACAAAGAAUGCAUUCCUCUUGGAAUAAUCGGCCUGCUGUUCUUAAAUGUCUCUGAUAAUUUAUUAAUCUCUACCUUUAUAAAAUAUAAAAUACAACUACUUUUGUGUAAAAUGUGUUGGUCUCUAUAUUUAGUAUUCAUAUCAGCACAUCAGUGUAUGUAUAAACAUUCCAUGUUAAUGUGUAAAAGAAUCUGCAAUAAAUUA
This is a messenger RNA of Condylura cristata (star-nosed mole), 3112 nucleotides long. It is a transcript of the gene GUCY1B1, whose product is annotated as guanylate cyclase 1, soluble, beta 3. The coding region runs from base 114 to 1973 and encodes 619 amino acids. Gene Ontology annotation, molecular function: heme binding; guanylate cyclase activity. NCBI's taxonomy places the organism in Eukaryota, Metazoa, Chordata, Mammalia, Eulipotyphla, Talpidae. The record is from RefSeq and is a predicted model, not a curated record. Gene Ontology annotation, biological process: response to oxygen levels; cGMP biosynthetic process. The transcript has 14 exons. Gene Ontology annotation, cellular component: guanylate cyclase complex, soluble.